Molecule: messenger RNA, 279 nt
Organism: Macrosiphum euphorbiae (potato aphid)
Lineage: Eukaryota; Metazoa; Arthropoda; Insecta; Hemiptera; Aphididae
Source: the annotation of a GenBank genome assembly
AUGUUGCAGAAAAUAAUAGAAAGUGAUUUACAAGAUGUCUUUCAUCCAUAUAUUAGCAUUGCUUUAAGAAUGUUUUUAUGUUGUCCAGCUUCAAACUGCUCAGCAGAGAGAAGUUUUAGUGCUUUGAAGAGGAUUAAAACUUACUUAAGAUCUAGUACCAAAGAUGAUCGUCUGAAUGAUCUAGCAAUACUAAAUAUAGAGUCAGAAUUAACAGUUAAUAUAAAUUAUGAUGAUAUUAUAAAUAAGUUUAGUGAGUUAAAAGCUCGUAGAAAAAUGUAA